UAUAGCUUACACGUAGAUUAAUUCGUAUGUUUAAAGUUCAAGGACAAAGCAAGACCCAGUUUAUAAAAUACUGAGAAAGUAAAACAUAUAAUUCCUAAGGAAUGAAAUAGUGUGCAACGAUAUAAGUGGGAAACAAUACUUAGGUUUCGCCGAAGAGGAAAUUGCUUACCUACAAAUACCGAGAAAAAAAGUGGUUCCAGUCGUUCUAUUUUUAUUUUUAGCUAGUCUUUCUUUGAUUGGAAAUGGGGAAGGUAUUAAAUAAGCCUUGGGGUUUGCGUCGUCGACGUGCACAACAUUGACCUUGGCCGUAACACAAUAUUCUAUUCAAGAGAUUAAAAUAAAACUGGCCACAUACGUUACACGGAACGAUACGAACAGAUAAGGCAAGGCCCAUUACUCUUACUUUAAGUAUGGUUCAGUAAUGCCUCUUGUUGGACUGGGGGGAUUACAAACAACCAUUGGCCUUCACCACUCGUCGAUCUUGGUUUGCCAUAGGUUUGAAAUGCCGACACAUAAUAAUAAAAAAACAACUUUUUAAACAGCUAUCUUGCAGCGCGUAAACUGAGUUUACGUAUUGACAAAACUGACGGAUUUCCAAAAUUCUAAGAAUAACUAUCAUAUUGGCAUACAUAAGGAAAGAAAAGAGAGUACAGAUUUCAUUUCCACGUUUCUACCGUAUAAGCAAGAAGCAUAAUGCUUCAAGUGGAACAUAGUACUUGGGUUUCAGAGGAGGGAAAUAUUUGUUAUUUUAAAUGCAAACCUAAAUAUAAAGGAGACAAAUUUAUUUUGUUUAAGGGAGUGGCAAUCAAGCAGCGGUCAUGCGAAUCGCAGGAGAGUGUGAUUGUGAAGGUCUUUACAUAUGCCCAUGCCGGGACUAGGGACUGGAGACACUAUAAGGCUGUGUUUUAUCGGACACGGCAGUUCAUCGAACCUUUUAACAGCUAUCUUGGUACCACGAAGGCCCGACCUAAGGUGGAAUUUCUUGCACCAGAGGUAGCGAUCAUGGACACUCAAUCCGACUUCCAGAUGUUUGCUCGUUUCUUCUGGAAUUUCAACAAGACUUUCUCGGAGGAUGAAGCUGUAGUUAUCGAACGUCGGUUAAAAGGCGAUUUUAUCACAUACAUCGAUACAACAGGAUAUGCAACACAUGAAAUGUCAGCACUGCCUGCAGCAUUUUGCCAUUUUUCGUACCAAGAAAGUGGCGGUCAGUUUGUGAUAUGUAACCUCCAGGGUGUUCUUGACAACGGAAAGUUUGUGUUUACAAACCCGGUGAUUCACUCGAACAGCGAAACAUUUGGAGAAUCCGACAAGGGGGCGAAAGGUAUCACCUCGUUCUUUGCAAACCAUGUGUGUACGUACCUCUGUCAAGACUUUGUAAAACCAGGGUAUACAGCAAAGGGGCCUAGGAGAUUAGAUGAAGACAGACCGCCACGUUAUUCAAUUUUGUUCCCAGAUCGCUGAAUCGUCUUAGCAAUGUUAGGCUAGUUUACAGCCUUAUCUAUCUCCACCUGUGGACUUUGAAAGUAUUGGUCUUUCGGACUGUCUAAGUCUUGAUCCUUGCCUUAAUCUUUUCUGAAAAAAAUUCAAGACAGGCUUUUUACCAAACAAUGUUUUAAGACAAAUUCUAAUAUCUUGUAAGUUCAACCGAAAUAUUAAGACAGAAGACAGUGUUGAAUACAAAAACCAGACAUUAGACGUGUCUACCAUUAUCACGUGAGUAAACUAAGAUGUCUGAAAGUUUAGUAAUCAGAAACGCUGGAAACUGGACAGACGUAAUGGGGGAUAAAUAAUCUCAAGAUAGGUUGGUUAGCACAUAACUUUUAUAUAUAUAACCAAGGCGUCCCGAGAUUAACUCCCGACCACGGCUUUUGUGAAUUUGGUUUGUCAGGUGCAGUGGUUUCCUCUAUAUUUACAGUUCUUCCUCUGCGUAAUAUGUUGACAACAAGUGUGACUAAUAGUCCUAACAGUGUUGUAAUAACAUGUUUAUAAAUCAGUUUUGUUUUUACUAUACUGAAAUGAUAAGCUGAACUACACAUUGUCCCCGCACACUGUAAAGCUGCCUUCCUUGCAUCCAAAUAGUUUCACAUAUGCUUUUACUGUUAUGAUACGUCGAUCA
Molecule: messenger RNA, 2116 nt
Organism: Mya arenaria
Lineage: Eukaryota; Metazoa; Mollusca; Bivalvia; Myida; Myidae
Product: alpha-protein kinase vwkA-like
Exons: 3
Coding region: 694-1461 (255 amino acids)
Biological process (GO): protein phosphorylation
Molecular function (GO): ATP binding; protein serine/threonine kinase activity
Source: RefSeq, a predicted model, not a curated record